AUGCUCGAGUCCGAUUGUGAUGCGUCUGAUGACGAAAUCCAAGAUUGGAAUGUGGUGCUCUCUUUAGCUGAUCAGAAAGUCCCCAAAAGAGGGGAGAAAGAUUAUGAGCCAUUGGAGGGAGAUUACGAUUCAAGAAACCUUCUUGAAGCCCAGGGCGCCAUGUUUCAGGCUUUGGAGGCUAAAAAAAGGGGAUUUGCCUGUAAUAUUGGCCAGGAAUUGCGAUAUACAAUCAGAUUUAAUAAAAGGAACCAGUCCUUUCAUAUCUUAAACGCCCAGGGCAAGUUUUUGGACUCUAUGGGUAAGACAGAUGGAAACCAUAAAACUUGGUUUACAAAGUUCGAAGCCUUAUAUUUGAUAGAGAGAGGAACUUGCAGGAUAACGUAUGACGAGGAUAACAAUUACACUCUAAGUUUAGAGGAGUGUUACACAGUAAUCUUGACCGAUGAUGAGGACAUUGAUAAAUACAACGUUUACAGCCAUUUAAAGAGGAAUGGAUACAUCGUUCUGGAAUAUGCAUCGCUAAGCAUUGAAAAGGAGACCAGAUAUGUUAACAUAGAUAAAAAUAUUCACAGCGUUUAUGAUAAACCUCUUUUCAAGUAUACCUUUACAAAUUAUUCAACAAUCUUUUGCAAUUUACAACUGGACAUUUACAAUCGUCACAAAGUAUCACCAGCACCGACUUCUCCAUUUGAGAUAUGUUUCAGCGUUUGGAAACCACAGGUCAACUUUCAGAAGAAAUCACCUCCAUUACCAGAUUUUCAAAUUUCGGUGAUCAACAUUGAAAACUAUAAUUUUCCAACUUUGGAUGACAUUUCACAUCUUUUAGGACAGGCAAAUACCAUACUCAAACCGAGUCGUAACCCAGUUAGUAACCUCAAGUUUGGUAAAGAGAAUAUUAUUAUUGCGACAGUAGAUCAUGGACUGUUCAAUUUUAUCAAGUUGAGUAGGACCAAUUUUCAUUCUCAUGGAUUGAUAUGGGAAGAUGGAUGGCUGAAGAGGAAACAAAGGAGAGCAAAGAACAUACAACUUCCAAAUUCUGAUUGGAAAUCCUGGGUAAGCACAAUUAGGAACUCGCUGAGGAUGUUAACUCUUCGCUGUGGCUCAGUGGAACCAUAA
Komagataella phaffii GS115 is the source of this 1116-nucleotide messenger RNA. Its product is annotated as Subunit of the tRNA splicing endonuclease, which is composed of Sen2p, Sen15p, Sen34p, and Sen54p. The record is from RefSeq and is a predicted model, not a curated record. The transcript has a single exon. Bases 1 to 1116 code for a protein of 371 amino acids. Gene Ontology annotation, cellular component: tRNA-intron endonuclease complex. Gene Ontology annotation, biological process: tRNA-type intron splice site recognition and cleavage. Lineage: Eukaryota; Fungi; Ascomycota; Pichiomycetes; Pichiales; Pichiaceae.